Molecule: messenger RNA, 1185 nt
Organism: Sphenostylis stenocarpa
Lineage: Eukaryota; Viridiplantae; Streptophyta; Magnoliopsida; Fabales; Fabaceae
Source: the annotation of a GenBank genome assembly
AUGGAGGAGAAGAGAGAGAAAGAGGCGAACUCAAAGUCAUCAUCCACCAUGGCAAAUUCUGUGGCAUUUUCCGACGAGAUUCCCAGCAUGAACAUGUCCAUGAGCACCACCAUGUCCUUCCCUUUUUCCCCUGCUUACUCCACCAUCUUUGACAUCAUGCCACCACUUCCACCACCACCAUCUUCAUCCUCCUCUCACGAUCCAAAAGCUCCAAACUUUCCCUUCUUGGACUUGCUGGGUGUCCCUGAUUAUACCCCUUCCUUAUUCGACUGGCCCCAAAUAACCGCCGACACUUCACCACUACCGCUACCACCCCCCGCCCAAAUCACCCACGCGCUUCCGUCUCCGGCCAGCUCCAAUGUCCCCGACGGAGGCUCCGAGGUCCUCAACACUCCGCCGUCUCCCAACUACUCGUCGAUUUCCUCCUCGUCGAAUGAGGCCGCCCUCGCCGCCGCCGCCGCCAACAAAGCAACGGGAAAUGAAGAUGAAGCGGAGGAGGAUGAAACGACAACAGAUGCAGCAGCAGGCAAAGGAGAAGACCAAGAUCAAGACAAGUCUAAGAAUCAGCUGAAGCCAAAAAAGAAGCACCAAAAGAAGCAAAGAGAGCCAAGAUUUGCGUUCAUGACAAAGAGUGAAGUGGAUCACCUCGACGAUGGCUAUAGGUGGCGCAAGUACGGUCAGAAAGCCGUCAAAAACAGCCCUCAUCCCAGGAGUUACUAUCGUUGCACCACCGCGGCAUGCGGCGUGAAGAAGCGCGUGGAGCGUUCCUCGGAGGACCCUACAGUGGUGGUGACAACCUACGAGGGGCAACACACGCACCCUUGUCCUGCCACCUCACGGGCUAGUCUCGGGUUCUUGCACUCCGAACCAAGUGGGUUCGGACCCACCAGUGGACUCUAUAUGCUGCCACAACAACACCAACAGUUUUGUCAUGACCAAGCAGCAAUGUUAUACAACUCCUCUACCACCACCUCAUCAUCAUCAUCACCAUCACCUCUGAAUGUUGUUAACUCAGCUUCUUGUGGAAUCAACUACGCCAAUACGUCGUCGUUGGGUGGCUUCCUUCAUAGCCAAGAGAAUCAGCAUGUUUUUACGGUGGGAGGUCCUCAGGGUUUGUUCAAUGGGCUUCUUCAGGACAUUGUGCCAACGCAGAUGAUGAACGAAGAGAGGGGAGAUCGUGUGUAG